CAUUAAGUCUACCAAGUUCGUGGUUUAGGACCUCAAGGUGAAGCCAUGGUGCGCAACUCUGAAAGUGAGCUGGGCUCGCUCUUCUCGAAAAUGUUUCUGCCGCCAAAAGGGCAGGCGCCGCCAGCGACCAAAGGGAAGCCCGUGCCAAAGCCGCUGGUGUCAAGGGUGAAAGACACCUGCGUCAAGGAGGAUGAGGAGACGGACGUGCCCCGGGAUGACGCCCUCUCCUCCACAUCUGGAGAAGUCUCUCUUCCAGUUGCCGAGAAAGCACCGACCCCACGACCACCAAGGCAACCUCCACGUCGCUUGCACGGAAGUGUGAAGGAUUUGAUUGGAUCCAGGACCCCCAAUGAGCCGCCUGCGGUACCUGCUGGGCCGCCUAUGCGCCUGAAGGUGCCUGCAGGUUUGGACGCUUGGCAAAGCCGCAAGCGGAAGGCACCCGAGCCUCCUGCCGGCCCGCCAGAGGUCUGGGAACGUGUCAUUGACACCCAGCGAAAUGCAGUGUAUUUCUACGAGCAUCGAACCCGCAGAUCCUCUUGGGACACUCCUCCUCAACUCUUGGGCUGGUGGGAGCGGUUGCGAGAGCAGACUGGCCUCGAAUUCUUUUGGAAUUCCGUCAGUCAGAACACUGUGUGGCAUUUGCCCUUGCAAGAGGGGACCCAGACUCAGACGGGAUCACUGGCGCUCGGACCACCAACUCCAGCGCUGGCACUUCCAGCGCCGGACUUUGACAAGGACAGGGGUUCGCCGUGGCUAGAGGACGCUCUCGACCCAAAGGAUGAGAUGGCUGAACGGUGACGCACUCAUAGCAUGACUUAUGUGAAUGUGGAUGUAGGAGUUCUCAGCAGUUUGACUGCCUUGUGUUAGAGUGUUUGAUAUACCGAAGGUGCCUGGAACGACCCCAUAUUCU
Molecule: messenger RNA, 910 nt
Organism: Durusdinium trenchii
Lineage: Eukaryota; Dinophyceae; Suessiales; Symbiodiniaceae
Source: the annotation of a GenBank genome assembly